Molecule: messenger RNA, 633 nt
Organism: Penicillium antarcticum
Lineage: Eukaryota; Fungi; Ascomycota; Eurotiomycetes; Eurotiales; Aspergillaceae
Product: Carboxylesterase type B
Exons: 3
Coding region: 1-633 (210 amino acids)
Source: RefSeq, a predicted model, not a curated record
AUGUGGCGCCCCAAUAUCGACGGCUAUGUCAUCCCUGACAACUACUCGGAGGCUUUGCGCAACAACUCUCAUGUCGAUAUCUCCAUUCUUACUGGAAACAACAAGGACGAGCCUAGUGCUAGCCCGGACCUCUCAUACACUGCAUCUGACUACCACGAUCUGUAUAGCAACCUCUUUGGCGACCUCUCGGAUCACACUCAGGCCUCGGAAAGUGCCAAGGAAUUCUAUCGCGACCUCAGCCACCGUUGGGCUGUGGACUGGGCUGCCGGUGGUGCCAAGAGCAACGUGUACACUUACUACUUCAACCACACACCUGACGAGAACCGUGAUGAAGGUGCAUACCACGGUUCCGAGCUCUGGUACACUUUCAACAACAUUGCUUACGCUUUGUACUCCAAUGUUGCCUGGAACAGCGAGAACUAUGCUGUCGAGAACAAGUUAGCCAAUUACAGGGCAAACUUUAUUCGUACUGGAAACCUCAACGGAAAUGUGCUUCCGCAGUUCAAACCUACUACCCGCAACUCCCAAAAUACAAUGUGGCUGGGCGAUUCAUGGGGGAUGGGCCCGCUGACCAUGGAAGGCAAGCGCAUCCAAUUACUGCACAAGUGGACCGCUCGCCUGCCAAGUUGGUAA